ACCGAGCUGUCGGUAGUUGGUUCAGUAGCCAACCAGAUUCAAACCACAACACAACGCAAGCAAGUGUUUCCUUCCGCCGGAUCAUGGCAGAGGCAAAACGACACAUGGUACAGCAGAAUGACGAACUGCACGGUGUUCACGAGGAACGGAUUCGACUACCCUUCGGUGAUGUAACCGGCAAAUGGUGGGGACCGCGCGAUCUUCGACCGAUCGUUUGCCUACACGGCUGGAUGGAUAAUAGCGGAUCGUUCGAUCGUUUGAUUCCCUUGCUUCCGCGCGACAUCAGCUUUCUCGCCAUCGAGUUUCCUGGCCAUGGCCGUUCGGCGCACCUGCCGGCGGGCGUGGCAUACAAUGCGCUGGACACACUGCGCCUUCUGCUACACCUGAUGCAGCAUUACGGCUGGGCGCGCAUUUCACUCAUGAGCCACUCGAUCGGUGCGGUGAUGAGCUACGUGUUUGCCGGCGUAUUCCCCGAUCGUGUCGAUCUGCUCGUUUCGUUCGAUCUGCUGAAACCCUUCAUACUCGAUCCGGAUAUGUUGCUGUUUCUGCUUUCCGAUUCACUUCCCAAAACGCUCGAUUACGACGCCACUGCCAGGAAGGAGGAGAAACGUUUCCAUUAUGACGAUUACGUGGAGCAUAUGCAUGCAGGAUUUCACGAGUCGAUCAGUCGCGAUGCUUGCCAUUAUUUGCUCUACCGUGCACUGGAACCAUCGCCCGAUGGGACGGGACUGUACCGUCGCUUAACCGAUCGACGCAUUCGUCACAAUCACGGGUUGGUUUGGUCACACGAUUUAAAUCUGGAAAUGGCGCGCAGAAUACGCGUACCGUUUCUGUACCUCAAAACGACCGAAACACCCCUGUUCGAGGAUCCACAGUAUCAUCAGGAAACGAUCGAUGUGCUUACUGCUAGCAAUCCACUGUUUCAACAGACGCUAGUUGAGGGCAAGCACCACGUGCAUCUUUCGCAUCCGGAGCGUGUGGCACCGUUAGUGAGGAGCUUUUUACAAAAACACUGGAGCAGAGAGAAAUAUAUGACGUGCAAACUGUGACAAGGAACGUGUGGCGGAGUGUUUGGUGGCCUUUUAGCGGUGAAGGUGGAAUUGCUUUAUGUGAACUGUUUUUGUUCAAGUGCGAAGGUGAUUAUUUAUCGAUUUAUGGAGCAGACUUGGGGCGUUUUUAGUUUCACGGUCGGGUAAAAAUUGAGUGAUGAAAAGCCGUCAAUAUAAUUUUACAGUA
This is a messenger RNA of Anopheles moucheti, 1236 nucleotides long. Its product is annotated as probable serine hydrolase. The coding region runs from base 84 to 1049 and encodes 321 amino acids. Lineage: Eukaryota; Metazoa; Arthropoda; Insecta; Diptera; Culicidae. The transcript is spliced from 2 exons. The record is from RefSeq and is a predicted model, not a curated record.